Molecule: messenger RNA, 937 nt
Organism: Dermatophagoides pteronyssinus (European house dust mite)
Lineage: Eukaryota; Metazoa; Arthropoda; Arachnida; Sarcoptiformes; Pyroglyphidae
Gene: Dph5
Product: diphthine methyl ester synthase
Biological process (GO): protein histidyl modification to diphthamide
Molecular function (GO): diphthine synthase activity
Source: RefSeq, a predicted model, not a curated record
UGGCUAUGAACACGUGAUAAUAGUCAACAUUCGAAUACAAUUUGGAUUCGUUGAAAGAAAAGAAUAUUUUCAACAAGAAUUAUGCUUUAUCUAAUCGGUUUAGGUCUUGGUGAUCAUACUGAUAUUACCGUUAAAGGAUUGACAAUUAUAAAACAAGCUAAACGUGUUUAUCUUGAAUCAUAUACAUCGAUUUAUUGUGAUGAUAGUAUUGAUGAAUUGGAAAAAUUCUAUGAACGUCCAGUUAUUGCAGCCGAUCGUGAAUUUGUCGAACAAAAUUCCGAUCAAAUAUUGGCCAAUGCUGAUAUCGAUGACAUUGCUUUUCUUGUUGUUGGUGAUCCAUUAGGAGCUACAACACAUACUGAUUUGAUACUUCGUGCAAGAGAUAAAGGUAUUGAACAUCGAAUUAUUCAUAAUGCAUCCAUUAUAAAUGCAUGUGGUUGUUGUGGAUUACAAUUAUAUAAUUUUGGUGAAGUAAUAUCAAUUCCAUUAUGGACCGAUCAAUGGAGACCAACAAGUUUUUUAGAUAAAAUUGAAGCUAAUAUUAAUCAUGGUUUACAUACAUUAUGUUUACUUGAUAUCAAAGUAAAAGAACAAUCGAUAGAGGCAAUGAUGCGUGGAAGGCAAGAAUAUUUACCACCAACAUUUAUGACUGUUAAUGUGGCUGCUCGACAAUUACUUGAAUCGAUUGAAGAGAAAUCAAAACAACAAACGACCAAACUGACAGCCGAUACAAUAUGUGUAGCAUUAGCUCGAAUCGGUAGUGAUAAACAAAAAAUAAUAAAAGGUACACUUCAACAAAUGAUCGAUGUUGAUAUGGGACCACCAUUACAUUCGUUGAUUAUUGUCGGACGACCAUUACAUCAUAUUGAAAAUGAAAUGCUUACAUUAUAUACAAUGAAGCAGCAAUAAAUAAAUGAAAUGUUCAUCAUUCUUUUAA